UUUACAACUCACUUCUUUGAUCUCUAUUCCUAUCGCUUUCAAGACGAAUGCACCAGGUCAUGUCCAUUUGUGUCUCUGAUAUGGAGCGCGGGACAUGUAUCGUUGCGAGUGUGCGUGUCUCAAUGUCCGAUUCUUGAUGGAACAGGCGCCCGCCUCGGGCUUCCGGACAUUCACGCCUGAAGCCCCGGCCGGGCUGGGAAUCCUCAACCCAGAUCGGACGGCUGACGAAGCCAACAUCGAGAGUCAUCGCGAUUGAAGGACAUGGCCAUCGCAUAGCCAAGAAUUAUAAAUCAUGAGGGAUGCCGAUGACAACUGAACUUCACGAGCACGCGCCACAAUCAUAAAUCCCUUCAGUCAAAACAAUUCUUGAGCAUGGCCGACUUACGCGUUCUCGUCGUUGGCGCUUCCAUCGCCGGGCCAGCAACAGCAUACUGGUUGUCCAAAGCCGGCGCAAAGGUCACGGUCAUCGAGCGAUGGCCAAAAUUCCGUGAAGGCGGCCACAACGUCGACCUACGCAGCUGUGGAAUCACCGUGAUGAGCAAGAUGGCAGGUAUGGAGGCCGCCGUUCGUGCAAAGAAGUGCAAAUUCGAAGCGAUGACUAUGGUCCAUGCGGAUGGUCGACCAAUCAUCACAUUUACGUCUUCUGGCAAAGUCGAGGCGCAAUCAUUAAUGUCUGAAUACGAAAUCUUCCGUGGCGAUCUCUCGCGAGUCAUCAUGGAUCUGACCAAAGACGAUCCAAACGUCGAAUAUGUUUUUGGCGAACAAGUCACUGCGAUCCAACAGGACGGCAACGGUGGGCCAGCAACAGUCACCUUCAUGAACGGCUAUCCUUCAGCAGAAUUUGACCUAGUAGUCGCAUGUGAUGGCGCAACAUCAAAGACUCGCGCCAUUGGUCUGGAGUGCGGUUUACGCGACUAUGUCCACCCAUUGAACACCUGGUGGGCCUACUUCUCCGUCCCUGGCGACCUUCUCAAUGCCAAAAAUGUCGGCCUGGGCUACACGGAAGCUCCCGGCAAAUCCACCUUUGUGCUCUACGACGCCACCGGCAACAGAACGCGCGGCGGGUUCAUGAGUGUCCAUCCACGCAACGAUCCGAACGCGCUCGCACAUUUCCACGCCGCCAAGAAACUAGACACCGAGGGCCUGAAGAAGUACGUCGCGGAACGCUUCACGAGCCCCGCAUGGAAGGUCCCCGAGCUCAUCGACGCUUUGAUGCAGUCGGAUGACCUCUACGUCGGCGAGCUCGUGCAGAUAAAAGCGCCAACCCUGCACCGAGGACGGUUCGUGCUCGUCGGCGACGCCGGGUAUUCGACCGGGCCCACCGGCGGCGGAACAAGCAUGGCCCUCGCGGGAGCGUAUAUCCUGGCAGGUGAAAUCCUCCAACACAAAGGCGAUCUUCCCGCAGGACUUCGAGCCUACGAGGAUCGCAUGCGGCCGAUCAUCAAGGAUCUGCAGACGGUGCCUCCCGGAGUCCUGGCGGCGAUGGGACCACAGACGGAGUGGGGAUUGUGGGUGAGGAAUCUCAUCCUGGGAAUCGUGAAUUGGGGGAUGAAAUUUGGGAGUUUGUUCUCGUGGAUGGGAGGGUGGUAUUCGAGUGCUUUUGCGGGCGAUAAAUUUGGGUUGCCGGAGUAUGAAUGGGUUCGGUGAGAGACAGGAGCACGUUGAAGGAUACGGCUACGAUGAUGAUUUUCCUUGAUGGAACAGGAUUGGGACAGGAUCGAAGUUUACUUUUCUCCUCUCUGGCGCAUUUGACGACUAUUAUGAUACUCCCCUCAAAUCCUAUUUGAACCUCGGUGCAGCCUCCGCGCUGGCCGUAUGCAGUUCAUAUCUCGAAGGAUUCCAAUUAGGUGGCCAUCUGCAUGCGCUUAUGCUAUGAUCCGGGAGUUUGAAUUGUCAGCCCUGCCCUAAGUGUCGCCUCGAUUGGACAAGACAGUGGAGGUGGACACCUUCUGAAGGACAGCAAUAAAGAAAUUUCGAAUGUCCUUGUAAGAGCAACCCCUUCCUACAUGUCAGAAAUGGCGAAAGUCGCUUGCAGUACCCGCCGGAGUUCUUUCCUG
This is a messenger RNA of Dissoconium aciculare CBS 342.82, 2057 nucleotides long. Its product is annotated as oxidoreductase. NCBI's taxonomy places the organism in Eukaryota, Fungi, Ascomycota, Dothideomycetes, Mycosphaerellales, Dissoconiaceae. The coding region runs from base 373 to 1647 and encodes 424 amino acids. Gene Ontology annotation, molecular function: FAD binding. The transcript has a single exon. The record is from RefSeq and is a predicted model, not a curated record.